AUGCAAAUUGAUCGCCAAACGUUGGUAUUUUUCAUAGUGAUGUUCAUCUUCUUGUCAUUACCGAGUUCGGAAGAUGAACCUCACUCGACAAAAGAAAAGGAAGCAUUGGAGAAAUUCGAGAAGUCCCUAACGAGCCAACACCACGAGAUGAUGAAUUCGACUUACGAGUCAGGAUAUGGAAAGGUAGAUGGGUUCCUUCUCUCUUACCAAGAUUCCUUACAAAAUAAGAAUAUAUCGGACUGGCCCUUCCAUCAUUUUGAUAAAGAUAAGUUUCCCUGGGAGGAGGAUGAAAAGUAUUCAAUACUCCCUAAUGUAGUAAGCGAUAGAAUAAAAUCCUUUUGGGGUAUCAAUAGCAGUAAAACAGAUGAGUCUUCUUAUCUACUUAACAUAACUGGAUCGUGCAAAGGAUCCUUUGAAAAAAGACCAUACAAUAAGGAUAUUCGACCUUUAAAUGUCCCACUUCCAGCAUAUUUGCAAGACUAUGCAACUGAGUAUACAGGCUAUCGUAGAGGACGAGACUCGUAUGAUGACGAUGGCAACCCGAAAGACGAUAGAGGCGCAGACGACUCAUCAUCUUAUAUCCCAGAAAAGGUUGGGAAUAUUACGUUCGACACCGGAAAAGUAUCUUUUGCUAUAAACAAUUCUCCGUAUAACUUCAGAGAUCCCAAAUUGAAUAAGGUAAACGUAUCUGAAGAGGAUCGCUUCGAUAACGUGGUGGUGUCAUAUGGUUCUAUGUACAUUAGAGAUGAGGACGAUAUCAAUGAAAACAAAAUCGAUAUGCAAGGACUUUAUUUCCAAGAUACUGGUAGUCUUUUUUUAUCUUCCUUGUCUGCCAAGUUUAUGUCAGCGCUUGCAUUCCCUCAUUUAGUGAUGUACAAGGAUUUAUUUGCGAAUUCCCAAAAGUUAGUUGAUCAAUACUUUUCAUCCAAUAAUUUUAAGAAAUUGUAUUCUGUGGAUAGUUUGUACAAUUUAGUUUCUGAAGCGACUGAUAAAUGUGAGUACGUGGGUUACAUUCAAUUUCAAAAGACAAACUUCACCAAGGAACAGUUGAGAGAGAUUGAUGAUGAACUUCUUUUCCCAUCAGGUAUACCUAUCACUCAUGAUAUCCCAAAACUUGUUGUAGAAGAUUACCUUUUAUAUUCCCCAGAUUGUGGAAUAGUCUUGGAAAAGCCAAAAAACACAGAGUUUCAAGGUGAAAGCGUUGAAGUUUUCAGAAGGGAAGGGAAGUUAAUGCUUAGGGGAUUAUUUGUUUUACUUUUCAUUCAAUUGAUAUUACUUAUAAAAGAGAUUAAGCAAAUCAGAACCCCUGGACAACUUUCAAAUAUCUCGAGUACUACGGUCUCCAUUUUUAGUUUACAAGAUAGUUUGGUUGCUUUAAUCUUUUUAUUGGCAACUACCAUCUUCCAAUCGAGCUACUUAUCAUUUGUAAGUGUUAGUGUUUUGGCCUUUUUCAUGAGUGCAGUAUUUGAAAUGAGAUUUUUGGUCAAUGUGUUAACCAAUCAGCAGAAUGAGAGAGGAAUCUCAUGGUGGGAGAUACUAAGAGGGGGAAGCAGCAAUGAAGAGGGUGCAGGAGGACCAACAAAUAAUACUACGGCCCCUACGGAGACUGAUACCGAAGCCCCUCCUGGUACAAACACACCAGGAAAUCCAAUUGUUCCUCCAGCCGACGUACCUGGUGUACCGGUUACAGGGUUUGUUGAAUCUGAUGAGGCAAGAAUCUCUAAUGGUCUUUUUGCAAGAACAUUUUUCUUCACUAUUUGUACCAUAUUUCUCAUCAUAAGUGCUAUAUCAUGGAGGCAGAGUUAUCGUAGAGUGUUUGAAAUAACAGCAUUUAUGCUCGCCAACUCUUACUGGCUCCCACAGUUCUUAAGGAAUACGCUCAAGAACCGUAGAAGAUCCUUUCUGUGGAACUUCAUCAUAUUCACAUCAAUGAUAAGACUCACGCCAAUAUACUACAUAAACUUUUACAAGUCAAAUUCGUUCAGACAUCGUCAAAACGACUAUUUAGAAGUUAUAUUAGUUACUUCAUGGGUUUCAGUGCAAGUGGGAUUAUUGUAUUUCCAAGAAGCACUUGGUGCUAGAUUCUGGAUAAAUGAUAAAUGGUUACCAAAAGCGUUUGACUACCAUCCAAUUUUAAAUGUGACCGACCUAGAAAGUGGAUUUUCUUCAGAUAUUUUGGCAAAUAUUAGAGAAUUGAGUGAGAGCGAUGGGGAUAGUCAACAGACUGGGAAUGGUGUUGUCACAUGUAAGGUUGGAUGUACCAUUUGCAUGAACGACAUUGACUUACCGGUGAUUGUGGAAGUUGAUCCCAAACUACAAGGAAGCUUGAAUGCUGCAGACAAGAAGAAGGCUCAACAGUACAUGAUAGCACCAUGUCACCAUAUAUUCCAUAAGGAAUGCUUAGAGGAUUGGAUGAAGUACAAGCUACAAUGCCCUAUAUGUAGAAAUCCGUUACCACCGGUAUAA
This is a messenger RNA of Dujonia railenensis, 2466 nucleotides long. Lineage: Eukaryota; Fungi; Ascomycota; Pichiomycetes; Serinales; Debaryomycetaceae. The record is from the annotation of a GenBank genome assembly.